GUAAAGAGAAGGAAGCUCCUUGGCACAUACUAAAUGAAAACCAGCUUAAGUAAUCUAGAGAUUCAAGAGUUACAGUGACUGGCCAGAUGCAAACAUGAACAACUCGUCUUACUUCAGCUCUAACAGCACAGGCUUGGGAGACAUAGAGGCUACCGUGGGGAGAACUGUGGUGUGCAUCAUCCUGUCUGUGUGCUUUGUGGUGGGGACUCCAGGGAACCUGCUGGUUGUGUGGACCAUCAUGAGGCACGUAAGGCACCGCUCUCAUACCCUGCUGCUCAUCAUGCACCUGGCUGUUGCUGAUUUGCUGGUACUUGUGACUCUGCCUCUGUGGAUCUACUCGCUGUCUUGGUCCUGGGUUUUUGGUGAGGUUGCGUGCAAGGCCAUGGCAUAUGUAAUCUAUACCUGCAUGUAUGCUAGUGUUUUUCUGAUCACUAUUAUGAGUGUGGAGCGAUAUUUGGCUGUCAGGUACCCCUUUAAGAUGAUGCACUGGAAAAACAGCAAUGCUAUGAAGCUAAUCCUGGUUGGGGAUUGGACCCUAGCACUCCUUCUAGGACUGCCAGCUAUUUUUACCCGGUCUCUUGAGAGUAUAGAUGGUGUUCAGCACUGCUUAUACUCAGAGUUUGGUUCAGUGACUCUGGAGGUCUUUUGUACAUGUUUGGAGACAUUGAUCGGCUUUGUCAUCCCAUUUCUCACUCUGGCGGUAUGCUAUGUCAUGGUGGCUUCACAACUUCACCAGAUGCAAAGAGUAAAUAAACAGAAAUCUGCCUUUCUCAUCAGUGGGGUGGUGGUGGCCUUUGCUCUGUGCUGGUUGCCCCAUCAUAUUAUGAAUGUCAUUAAUGUAGCACAACUGCUUGGAGCAUACUCAGGAACACUGGAAAAAGUUUCAGAAGCAGGAGGGAUCAUCUCUGGAGCGCUGACAUUCAUUAGCAGCUCAGUGAAUCCAAUGCUUUAUGCCUUUGCUGCCAGAAACUUCCAGGGAAGUCUGAGGAACUCAGGACUGGCCAGACUUUUUCAGGAAAUUGCUUCACAUGCUGUUCAAUCAAAAGGGACUGAGCUCCAAACUUUUGACUCUUUGGAACAGGACGCACUUAAAAAAGAAACUGCGGCAGAUGUUUAAGUCGUGCUGGAUGAAUUCUGACUUGAACAGUGUUUCGAGACUUGGAUUGCAUCACAUACUGAGAACUGUUAUAAUAAUUCAUUAAUUCAAUAUAUGAUGUUAUUUAAUUCUUAUUAAUUCACUCUUUUGAGUAAAUGAAUAAAUUCUACUAUUUAAGUUUCUUUAUUAACAACUUUUUUCACACCUGAACUUUGUGACUCAGCACUCUAAGCCAGCUAAAGGAAGUUCUCAUGAGAACUGCAUGUAGUAAACAUCAUGUGUCCAGACUAGACACAAAUUGUGGUUAGGGAGAUUUUACAGUAGUUCUGCCUGGACCUUCUCACGCCUUACAAGUAAACAAAUAAAAAUAUCAAGCACAAAAUUCA
Tachysurus fulvidraco (yellow catfish) is the source of this 1482-nucleotide messenger RNA. RefSeq names its product leukotriene B4 receptor 1-like. NCBI's taxonomy places the organism in Eukaryota, Metazoa, Chordata, Actinopteri, Siluriformes, Bagridae. Gene Ontology annotation, biological process: G protein-coupled receptor signaling pathway. Gene Ontology annotation, cellular component: membrane. The transcript has a single exon. The coding region runs from base 95 to 1117 and encodes 340 amino acids. Gene Ontology annotation, molecular function: G protein-coupled receptor activity. The record is from RefSeq and is a predicted model, not a curated record.